AUGAUACAUUGUUCCGUAUAUACGUUAUACGGUCUACCUUCUGUGAUACCUGGUGCCGUACAUACUUUAUAUGGUCAACAUCCUAUGAUACCUGGUGCCGUACAUACUUUAUACGGUCAACCUUCUAUGAUACAUGUUGCCGUACAUACGUUUUACGGUCUAACUUCUGUGAUACAUGUUGCCGUACAUACGUUAUACGGUCUAACUUCUGUGAUACAUGGUGCCGUACAUAUGUUAUACGGUCAACCUUCUGUGAUACAUGGUGCCGUACAUACGUUAUACGGUCUACCUUCUGUGAUACAUGGUGCCGUACAUACGUUAUACGGUCUACCUUCUGUGAUACAUGGUGCCGUACAUACGUUAUAUGGUCAACCUUCUAUGAUACAUUGUGCCGUACAUACGUUAUACGGUCUACCUUCUGUGAUACAUGUUGCCGUACAUACGUUAUACGGUCAACCUUCUAUCCAAAAUCAUGGAAAGAUGUCUGUGUUUUACCUGUUUGGCAUAAUAGUAUGUUUAAAAUAA
Messenger RNA from Mercenaria mercenaria, 525 nucleotides. RefSeq lists its product as uncharacterized. The transcript has a single exon. Lineage: Eukaryota; Metazoa; Mollusca; Bivalvia; Venerida; Veneridae. The record is from RefSeq and is a predicted model, not a curated record. The coding region runs from base 1 to 525 and encodes 174 amino acids.